AAUUUCUCGUUCAGAAGUUGAGACUACGGGAGAGACCCAUUUUUUCUCGGCGAGUCCAACUUCGAACAACAACAAUGGAAUCCAGAUCCCGGAGGCGGGUCCUCAUCGACGAUAAUUCUCCUGCCGCCGGAGUUUUGGACCGACACGACGCCGUCGGGACCGCUGACGAUGUGCAGGGACUGAAAUUUCGACCCUCCGAUGGGAAUGUGACCGAAGAUCAGGAGCUCUUCAUGGGCAUCAAGGUCCGUCGAAAAGACUCGCUUCAUCAUGAUUACAAGGGGGAUUACAUUGAUGUUCCCUCGAAUCAAUUCUUGAUGAAAAUCCUGCAAAAGCAAGGUGAAGAGAGUGUGCUUUUUGCAGACAAAGUUUUGAAGUUCACUGCUUCUGGGAAGAUGAAAAGACGGAUUCUUUUAAUAACAGAGUUCGCCAUUUAUAUCGUUGACCCAGAAACUGAUACCCUUAAAAGGAGGGUUGCCCUGGCUGCUGUGGAUAAGAUAUGUUUAAGUGAACUAAGUGAUAACUUCUAUGCAAUUGUAAUUCCAACCGAGUAUGAUAUACUGAUGGCAAGUACUCGGAAAACAGAGAUCGUAACAGUUUUGGUUGACGCCUUUAAGAGUUCCUCUGAUUAUGAACUUGAGAUUGUAUUCUCCAACAGGUUUGUGUACAGUGCAGGUGGUGAACUGAUAAAAGAAGUUCAAUUCGAGGAAGUCGAAGGUGGUGUGAAAACAAGAAUUUCGAGGAAGGAGGAGUGAUUUAUGACUGGUUUCAUUGGUCAGCCUCUUCUUUUAUAUUUGAUCAAAUUGAUGAUUGGAAUUUGAUCUCGUAGAUUCUUCAAGUAUUUGAAUCUGUAUAGAAAUGGAUCGUAAGUUGUAGCUUUUGCAUAUACAUGCCCUUCUUUUCAUC
Cucurbita moschata (crookneck pumpkin) is the source of this 903-nucleotide messenger RNA. RefSeq names its product myosin IB heavy chain-like. The record is from RefSeq and is a predicted model, not a curated record. Lineage: Eukaryota; Viridiplantae; Streptophyta; Magnoliopsida; Cucurbitales; Cucurbitaceae. Gene Ontology annotation, cellular component: myosin complex. Gene Ontology annotation, molecular function: cytoskeletal motor activity. Bases 75 to 752 code for a protein of 225 amino acids. The transcript is spliced from 4 exons.